CAGAGUGGAGGGAGGGAAGAGGAGGAUGAGGGAGGAGUGGAGAGAGAAGACAGACGCUGAUCUUUGACUGUUGAGGACCGAGUGCGAGUGUGUGAGCGUGAAGGAGUGUGCUUGUGAGACUGGGUGCGAUGGAUCACUGUUCCUGCACACUGUAAGUCUCAGUUGGAUGGCAGGGUAUUUAGAGUGUGUGAGUUUGGUUUCAUUGUGUUGGGUGGUGUUUUAUCAGACAUAGCACAGUGGCUGAGGGAUUACGACAGCUGGGGAGAGAGUGUGUCUACGUGUGUUGUGGUAGCGAGCAGGGGCAGCUGUGUGUGUGUGUUUGUCUGUGUGAAAGAAGCAGGGCAGCUGGAGACAGAGAUAGGUAGAGAGGCCAGGUACACCUAGAGGGCAGGUUCACAAAGAGAGAGAACCCACGUGAGGACAGAACAAGUGAAAACAGGGACACCAACUCUGCCACCAGAUACAGAGUUUGUAUGUGUGCGUCUGCGCAUACAGAGAAGCACCGGUCCAGUCAUCUCAGGUCAGCGCAGCGGGGGUCCAGGGAUAUCCAUCAGGCAGCUAUGGGGGCCCAGUGAGCUGUAGUAGAGGACGCCCUCUCGGCCCCCAGUCCCACCCAGCAGCAGCGCUCUCUCUUCCCCUCCGGUGGGUAGACGCACGUGGGCCUAGGGCACCUCAAAGCCCAGAGUGAGGGCCAACAGCGGGGUUCCUGUACCCAGAGGAGGAACCACGGCCAUCAUGGGGGAGUGGACCAUCCUGGAGCGCCUUCUGGAGGCUGCCGUCCAGCAGCAUUCCACCAUGAUCGGAAGGAUUCUUCUGACCGUGGUGGUGAUCUUUCGGAUCCUGAUCGUGGCCAUCGUUGGCGAGACGGUGUACGAGGACGAGCAGACCAUGUUCAUCUGCAACACUCUGCAGCCGGGCUGCAACCAGGCCUGCUACGACAAGGCCUUCCCCAUCUCCCACAUCCGCUACUGGGUCUUCCAGAUCAUUCUGGUGUGUACGCCCAGCCUGUGCUUCAUCACCUACUCUGUGCACCAGUCGGCCAAGCAGCGUGACAGACGCUACUCCUUCCUCUACCCGCUGCUGGAACAUUCGGAUUACGGGCAAAGCGGCACCAGGAAGCUUCGUAACAUCAACGGCAUCCUGGUGCACCACGGCGACGCUGGCGGGAAGGAUGAGCAUGACUGCAUGGAGGUGAAGGAGAUCCCCAAUGUGCCGCGGGGGCUCACACACGGCAAGAAGUCCAAGCAGCGCCAGCAGGAGGGCAUCUCGCGCUUCUACAUUAUCCAGGUGGUGUUCCGUAACGCACUGGAGAUCGGCUUUCUGGUGGGACAGUACUUCCUAUACGGCUUCAGUGUGCCGGGCAUCUUUGAGUGUGACCGUUACCCCUGCUUGAAGGAGGUGGAGUGCUACGUAUCACGGCCCACCGAGAAAACGGUCUUCCUGGUCUUCAUGUUCGCUGUGAGUGGCAUCUGCGUGCUGCUCAACCUGGCAGAGCUCAACCACCUGGGCUGGAAGAAAAUCAAGGCAGCCAUCCGGGGUGUGCAGGCCCGCCGGAAGUCCAUCUGCGAGAUCCGCAAGAAGGACAUGUCUUACCUGUCACAGCCCCCCAACAUGGGCAGGACCCAGUCCAGCGAGUCCGCCUACGUCUGAUGGAGACAGGGCUAAAUGCUGGGUAAGUGAGGGGGCAGGGUAGAGAACGAGUGGGACGACCACUCCAUUCCGCUCUCUCUUUUUAGUUUUAAUGGAAAGAGGAGGAGGAGGAGGGGAAGCUGCCACGGAAUAUUUGGUGCAUUUUGUUAUUACUUUAUUACCAGCUGCACCUGUUCUUGUCAUACCUUGUCAUGUGAAUGAUGUUUUGAUUGGGACGUUCCCAAUGGGAACGGGAGCCUUUAAGGAGAGGCUUCUGGCUG
Molecule: messenger RNA, 1910 nt
Organism: Oncorhynchus masou masou (cherry salmon)
Lineage: Eukaryota; Metazoa; Chordata; Actinopteri; Salmoniformes; Salmonidae
Product: gap junction delta-2 protein-like
Exons: 2
Coding region: 736-1650 (304 amino acids)
Biological process (GO): cell-cell signaling
Cellular component (GO): connexin complex
Molecular function (GO): gap junction channel activity
Source: RefSeq, a predicted model, not a curated record